AUGGGUACAAACCCAGGCAACGGAGCAGUUCAAGGUCAAGGAGGCGGUGAUAUGUCGGCCAUGAUGCAGUCUAACCAGGCUAAUGGCCCUCAUGCCACGGAAUACACAUUGCAAGGUGUUAUGCGCUUCCUCCAAACGGAGUGGCACAGGCACGAACGCGAUCGCAAUGCAUGGGACAUUGAGAAGCAGGAGAUGAAGAGCAGGAUAGCGGCCCUCGAGGGUGCGGCGCGGAGAUCAGAUGCUACUCAAAAGGCUCUCAAGAAAUAUGUAACGAUCCUGGAGCAGAAGGUCAAGCAGCAGGCUGCCCAGCUCAAGGGUGAAAACGAUGCAACCAGCGAUACCCAGGGAUCAGCCUCUGAGAGAGAAAAGCGCGAAGCUCUGCUCAAGGAACACCUCGAAACUUCGCAGAGACGUGCAGGGAACCAGAAUUCCGAUAUCCCGACCGAAACCGAUAUUAACCGGUCUGAACUGAAAACCUUCCUUGACCAAUGCCAGUCCGAGUUUACAUAUCUAAUGAUCACACCCGCGAAUCCCAUUCCUCCUCGGGAAUCCCCGCCGCCGCCAAUGCUGGAUGAGCUUCCUCCGGAAGCGGGCUCAUUUGGUCUCCCUGCGGGACAGCAGGUUCUUGAGCAGUCAUACGCCCAUCAGCCCCUUCGCCAGACUCAAAAUCACGUUCGCGAAAUAAAUCCCCGGCCAGCGCCCUCUCCUGCCCUCAACCACCAUGCGCCCCCUCCAAUGCACCCCGCGGCCCAGACGGGAGUUUUCGUUAAGGGCACCGAGAUGCAGGCAGCCCCGGUCGUGCGCUCCAGUGCCGAGAUGCAGCCGCUGUUUGGUGGCGCCGCCCAAGAGUGGCCCCCCUCGAACAAUGCACCUCCUAACCGGCCACCCGAGGAAAAUUUGGCAGAGUUGAGCGCUCAACCCAAGCCCUCUGCUCGGCAGCCAGAGUCUAGCCUCGAAAAUGCCGAGAAAAGGUUUGGCGAGGGCGAUGGAGGUUGGGAUUUCAGCGACGCAUCGUUCACCGAGCCCCAAACCCAGCCGCAACAAGCUCAACAGCAGAUUCCGCCGACUUCGAACCGACCGGACACUGACGUGUUUCCUAACGCCGACAGCAUUCCGAAAUCACCUAACCGCGGUCCCAAUAAUACGCACCGAAGGAAGAGUAGCAUGAGUAGGAGAAGAAGCUCGGAACAAGAGCUUUCGCUCAACGCAUUGGCUCAGAAGGCUGAGAGCGGAAGCUUCAAGCUACGUUUUGGACUUCGUGGUCAUCUCAACACUGUCAGGACUGUUAUAUUCUCUGGUGGUGGUAGUCCGGGCGAGCCCGAGAUAUGCACCGCUGGCGAUGAUGGCUUGAUCAAACGGUUCCACAUCCCCCGUCUCCCUCACACGGGUAACAGUGCAGCAUCAGAUCUCGAUGUCCAGGCAGACUUUACGCAUCGCGGCCACCACGGAGCUGUCCUGUCACUGGCAGCAUGGGCUCCUUCGCCCAACUUCUCUACUGGAGGCCGGGCCCAGGGCGACGGUUGGAUAUUCUCAGGCGGCCAGGACUCGAUGAUUAGAGUUUGGGAACGGGGCCGAGUUGACCCCAAGGCAAGCCUGGACGGCCACACGGAUGCGGUUUGGGCACUCUGUGUACUACCUGCUACCCUGGGUGCCAUAUUCGGCAACGCCAACCCAUAUGGCAGUCCAGAUAGGAUUUUGCUUGCUUCCGGUGCCGCAGAUGGGACAGUACGCCUGUGGGCUGUCAGUGCGCCCCCGCAGAUGACCUCUCCGCAGCCGGGUCCACCAGGUCGCAGAGUUGGCGGUGGUAGUGGCCGUGUCCGAGGCAACUCGAUGAGCAGUGGUUCGGCAUUCCCGUCCUCCCCGCAGCCAUCAGUUGCUACCAAUAGCCCAUUCCAUCAUACUCUUAUUCACAGCAUCACGAGGGCCGACAGUCCUGGUGCGAGCCCGACUUGCAUCACCACGUUGGGGCGGAACGGAGAGGCAUUUGUCGUAAGCUAUUCUGACGCGGCAAUCAUUGUGUACGACACUCGCACAGGUGAGGAGAUUGGCUGCAUGGCCAGCCUCGAAACCUAUGAUGGGACACCCAAGACGAGCGUCAAUGCCGUGGUGGCUACGACGGUCGGCCUUGACCAGCCACAAGCGGGUGAGGACGAAAGCGGCAGCGGCAGUGGAUCAGGCGGCAGCAGUGGCGGACCAACGGGCGGUGGCCGAUCCAUGGCAGGUUCCGGGGUUGAGGGCGUCAUAAUCUCGGGGCAUGAAGAUCAGUUUGUGCGAUUCUUCGAUGCCAACAGUGGCCAAUGUACAUAUAACAUGCUUGCGCACCCGGCCUCCAUCUCGAGCCUCUCGCUCAGCCCUAACGGUCAAGAACUGGUUAGCGCUGGUCACGACGCAUCGUUGCGCUUCUGGAGUCUCGAAAAGCGCUCAUGUACACAAGAAAUCACGAGUCACCGGAUAAUGCGCGGCGAAGGUGUCUGCGACGUCGUCUGGAGCUCGGACGGCAAGUGGGUCGUCAGCGGAGGUGGCGACGGCGUAGUUAAGGAAGGGCAUGAACCUUGGAAGCGUGAUAGGAGGAUUACGGGGUCGCACGAUCGUGUUGCCACCGACGACAAUAAUAUCGACGUCACGGCUAGUAUGAGAGAGGUUAGAAAGGGCAAGCAAGUUGUUCGGAAGAGGGAAUUGUGGGAUGGAUUGAAUGAUGAUGACAACCAGGAAUUGAUGGGAAGGCAGGCUGCUGCGACUAUGAAACCACCUGAGCUCAAGCGUAUGCAUGGAAGCCCCUCUUUUGAAUCCUUCCAACAACUGAGAGAAAGGCGGAGGUGGCAUGCACCAUUCUCAUCUCCAGUAUCCGUGGGUGAGCAGUCUGCAGAGCUUCAUCAUCAAGACCUCGACUUCGCAGACCUGGACAAUAUCCCGAGCGCAUUAAUGUCAACGGCUUUUGAAAGCAGCUCGACUAGCUACUUGGGUAUCUCCAACACCAUGGAUCCGGCUUUUAUAGUGCCAAGGUCAUUUCUGGCUUCUAGGUCGAGGUCGAUGCCGCAAAGAGCUGUAUCGACCUCCUCUCGAGUUUGUGAGGAUGAGGAAGAGGAAGAGGAAGAAUUUAUGGAUGGCCGUGGUAAUGAUGCCCAGUAA
Messenger RNA from Pyricularia grisea, 3129 nucleotides. RefSeq lists its product as uncharacterized. The record is from RefSeq and is a predicted model, not a curated record. Bases 1 to 3129 code for a protein of 1042 amino acids. The transcript is spliced from 5 exons. Lineage: Eukaryota; Fungi; Ascomycota; Sordariomycetes; Magnaporthales; Pyriculariaceae. Gene Ontology annotation, molecular function: protein binding.